Malassezia sympodialis ATCC 42132 is the source of this 1176-nucleotide messenger RNA. RefSeq lists its product as uncharacterized. Gene Ontology annotation, molecular function: crossover junction DNA endonuclease activity; 5'-flap endonuclease activity. Gene Ontology annotation, cellular component: Slx1-Slx4 complex. The transcript is spliced from 3 exons. NCBI's taxonomy places the organism in Eukaryota, Fungi, Basidiomycota, Malasseziomycetes, Malasseziales, Malasseziaceae. The coding region runs from base 1 to 1176 and encodes 391 amino acids. Gene Ontology annotation, biological process: double-strand break repair via homologous recombination. The record is from RefSeq and is a predicted model, not a curated record.
AUGGCCAUGUGCUUUUGUGCAGCUGGUCGUGAGCUCGAGCGCCUGACAGCACGACCGCGAUCAAGGGCGUGGGGGCUGCGUGGUCAGACACCUGCUCUCCUCUUGGGGGCGGGUAGGGGUCCGGCCAAAUUCCCCACAUGGAUGUUGCGGCACGCGGCCGACGCGUCCUUUGUCCGCCAGGAAGAUGCGCACCUCGAGUGUAGCGCGGCAUGCGAUACCGCCUGUGUACGCAUGCUACUGCCUGCGAUCGCAAUCCAAGCCGAAUCAGACCUACGUGGGCUCGACGCCGGAUCCUUAUAUGGCUUCCCAUCGAAGCUGGCUGCUCUUCAGGUCCGUGCUGCUGUCUUACCCCAGUUUGAAUGGUCUUGGCAGACUCCGCAUCUCUCGCGGCAUUUGCGCGUCGUGCAUGGCCAGCAGCGCGCCGUGUAUGCGGGGCGCAGCGCAGAGCCGCUCUUCCCAGCCAGUCGCAAGUCGUACGGUACGUCGCGGAAAGGCGAGCGGCGCGUGAAACUACGCUCAACGAAUGUACCUGAGCAUAAGUUCCUCGUGCUCCGCGCGCUGCUGUCCAGCGAGCCUUUCUGUCACUGGGGUCUGCGCGUCGCGUUCUUUACUGAGUACGCGUACGGCGUUUGGCGCUUUCUUGAGCGCACGUCGCCCACGCCAAAGUGGCACACGUCGCGCGUAACGCGCCGCGCCCUUCCGCCCGGGUACCCGGCCGUGCUGUGCGACUUUCGCGGUGUACUGGGUGCGCACUCGCCGCUGCAACGCACGGCUACGUCGGAGGCCAUGCCGCCGCUCCCUGAAGCUGCCACAAGGUCGGCGCAGCAGCGCACGGGCCGAGCAUCGGACACUGUAUGGGACGAGUGCCCGCCGCCUGCGCGCGAUGCGAAGACGCUUGGCCUCACAUGGGACGCUCUCGAGCGCGCGCCCCAAGAGACGCAGCCGUGGCUCGCGCUGCAUCGCGCCUCCCAAGCGGAGGCGACACAGGAGGCUGACCAAGUCGCUUCUCAUGCCGAUCGUGCUGCACUCUCCUGCGGCUUGUGUCGCGCUCCUAUCGAUCUGGCACGGCCCCUCUCCUACACGCUAUGUCCUAUCGGCCCCGAGCCGGCAUCACCGGCCGCGCACGGUCCGCCGCUUCUGCCUACCGACCACAGCUUCGUGCCCCGUGUGCCCUGA